AUGCCUCCCCGACGACGCGCUCGCUCGCCUCCUCAGGCAAUCAGCCGAGUGCUCCCAAGCUGCGGCUGCAAGGCCGUCGGCCGCGCGUGCAGCAUCGUCUCUCGGACCUUGGCCCUUGCCGCCCCGACGCCUUCUCCCUCAGCCCUCCUCAAUCCCUCGCUGUGGCCAGACGUCGCUGUGUCCCCAGGACAGGACAGCCUGAAACCGCGCGCGCCGGGGAUCUGCCUCCAGUGCCAUCAGGGCGCCGCCGCCGAGCUUCUGGGCCGAACAACGUGCAACGUGCCACGGACGACGCACACUCUCAUGGCCCGCGCGCAGAUCUCAGGAGCGGGAUGCACGGUGCGCGGCGCACCCGAGCAGAGCAGCGUCUGCGGUCCACCGCUACGAAAAAAAAAUGCUUUCCGCGGAGGCUUCGAACGGAUUAACUGGGGGGCGGGCGCUGAGGACGAGUUUCAGAGUCCAGACUCGAGAUGCCCCCGAGGGCCUGUGCGGCCGGCGGCCAUCGUGCCGUCGUUUCGGGCCCUGCGACUGCCCUGCGGCGCAAUAAGCUUGUGCGAGGCUCCGCCCCGAUGCCGGCUGCGCGGACGCAGCAAAGGCAAAGUGCAGAAUCGUGGUGAUGGGGGAGAGCUGGCGUGGGCAGGCGCCGCGCCCGAAGCUUCACGAAUCACGGCGCGCGAGACGGCGCGCAAAUUCGUCUGGCGGGCACACGGACCGGACCGUCAUAGAUGCAUGGUGCCUGAUGGCCGAUUUUACUGGAGGAACGGCGGCCGACGGACGACGGAGCGACCGUCCCCUUUGAAAGACAGAACACUCGGCGGACUCCCGUCGUGA
Molecule: messenger RNA, 831 nt
Organism: Heterobasidion irregulare TC 32-1
Lineage: Eukaryota; Fungi; Basidiomycota; Agaricomycetes; Russulales; Bondarzewiaceae
Exons: 2
Coding region: 1-831 (276 amino acids)
Source: RefSeq, a predicted model, not a curated record